Prorocentrum cordatum is the source of this 384-nucleotide messenger RNA. Lineage: Eukaryota; Dinophyceae; Prorocentrales; Prorocentraceae. The record is from the annotation of a GenBank genome assembly.
AUGGACUCCCGCGGCCCUCUUCCUCCGCCCACGGCAGGUCCGCGCCGGGAGAGGGGCGGCGAGGGGGGACAUCCCCUUCUUCCCGUCCUCUCCCCGCCGUCUCUUGCUGGCCCGUCAGCUGACGACAAGGUCGGGCGUGCGUCCUACAGAAAUUCGGGCUCCGAGCAAGAGCGGGCUUGCUCUGGCCGCGAGGGGCGGCUGGGUGUGCUCUCCGAUGGGCGGCGGGCGAAAGUUCCCACUGCCAAUGGAUUGAGCAUGCUGCCUCACGUCGGUAUCCUCAGCGGCGCUGGUUGCAGUCUCCGUUUGUGGCAGUCUUCCGCGCCGUGUGUGCACGACGUUGGGCCUGGCCUGCUCAUUAAACUUUUGGCGUUUUCGCAGUUUUGA